UCUCGUUGUUGGUUUCCCGUGGUCACCGAGCCCGCGUCUGCACGCGCCGCCUUGACUGUAAACAGAGCGCUGGUGACUGUUAAGAAGCCCGCCUGACAGCUACAGUUGGGAAACGGUGUGCAGUUAAGCAGUCCCAAUCAACGGUUUUCUGGAAAUGGUUUUAUUUCCUUUGCAGCUUUUUAGAGAACGGUUAAAUAUAAAAGAAGGACACUAGGAGAUUUAGUAGUUUUUGUUUAAGAAAAAAAAAUAUUUCAAGACAGGGUAGGCACCUACUUCAUCUGCAGUGCUUUGCAGCUGUGUGGCGGGCAAAGCGGCGGGAGGCAGCGGACACCCAGCGACAUGGAAGCAGAUCCCUUCGUGUCUCCAAUGCUGCAUUUGGAUCUGUACAAUUUUGAGUCGACGGAAGCGGAGGGCAGCCGCUACGUCCUCACGAGCCCCCGCUCCCUUGAGGCCUGCGCCCGCCACGGCGUCAGGCCCGUCGAACUUCUGCACAAGCCGCUGUCGGAGUUCGUAGAGGAGAACCCGGACACUCCGCUGCGGGUCAUCACGGAACUCUACGAGGUACACGAAAAGGGGCGGCGGCGAAAACUACGCGAGUGCCGUGAGGAGAGAUUGAGAAUCAUCGCGGAGGCAAAAGACAGGAGGGCUCCAGAUUCUGUCGCGGUGUGCUCUUUGAGCCAGGUCAAGACCUUCGACGGGUCGGGAGCCACCAGAAAGCAGACCCCUGAUGCCGAUUUGCCUGUAAGUGUCGGUAAGACUGUCAGUCAGAGGAGAGACACUGCAAAUCAUUUAGAAAUGAACGGUGCAGUCGGAUACAAAGAAAAAAAGUUUUCCAAAACUGAUGGAAAAAGUAUUGAUUUUCAAGUUUAUACAGGCAAGAGCUACAGUCUGGGUGAUUUGACCCAUUCAUUGGAAACUGAAAGAACGAUGGAGAAACUAUUGAGGGAAGUCAGGAAAGACACAAGUGUAUCUGUCCCAGAGAGGGAUCGCAAAAUUGCUGCUCUGAUGUUGGCCAAACACGAGGAGGAAAAGUCUCGUCAACAGCUGAGACGCACUGCCGAGCAGGCAUGGGAGGAAGGCAAGAAGAAGGAAAAGCUUCAGAAGAUGAGGCUGGAAAAGCAGAGAAGGCAACAACUUGGCCACAGUAUGGAGAAGUGGCAACGAGAUCUUGAUUUUCGCAAAAGCAAGAUUAAGCAGGAAGAGGAUUAUCUGAUUCAGAUGCGAAAACGAGAGGUUGAGAUGCAAGAAGAAAAGUGGAGGAAGCUGGCUGAAGAGCAAGAGUCCAGGCGACUUGGCAAACUCGAACUGACCCGGUAUGAAGCAGAAUGUAAAAAACACAACCAAGAGGAGAUGUUGAAAGAGAAAGACCAAUCUGAGCAGCAGUCCAGAGAGAUGCAGAGCGUAGUGGCACAGGAAAAAAUGUUUCGUGCCUCCCAGAGUAAACUAUUAAAGGAAAUGCGACAGAGAAAGAAACUCCAACAAGAAAAUGAGCAUCAUAAACUGAAACACCAGCUUCUCAAAAGGGAAGUUGACAAUCAAAUGAAAGCAGAGGAGCUUCUCUUGAAGAUGGCCAUGGAGAAGAAGCUGCUUAAAUCCCAAAAGAAUUACAAACGACUGGUGGCAGAAAGGGAGAAAAUGGUCCAGGAGAAGGCCAUCCACGAGGAGAAGCAAACCAUUUUGGCCAAGAUCCGAGCUGAGAAACUCGAGCAGGAACAGAGAAAGCACAAGACAAGUCUUGCUCUUGAGAAAGACAAAAAGAUUCAGCAAGCACUCGAAUCUGUAGACGAAAAGGUGCGCCAGAAAGCCAUGAAUGCCAGAAAAGUCAACCAAGAGAAGGAGCGGUCUCACCACCUUUUGAAACAGAAGCUGGAAGAGGAGGAGGAACUGCACCGGCUAGAGGUGAAAGGGGUCAUUGAAAAGAAGGAUAAAAAGAGUGAACAGAUCCUGCGAGAGAAAGAGGCCACCAUAGAAGAGUCCCGCAAAGUGGCCAGAGCCUCGUUCCAAAUGAGGGAGAAGGUAAGGGAGCAGAUUAACAGUCGCUCCUUUGACCAGAUGGCUUUGGAAGCCCAGUUGCGUGCAAGUCUCACUAGAACAAAACUGUGAAACAUCAGCAGCUAUCCGCUGAGAGCCAUCCUGAACCAAGCUUCAAACAGAAAUCAUUUGAAAGCUCAAUCCUGUAUAUUGGAUCUUUAAAGAGGCCAACAGUGAGAGAAAAAAAAACUUUGCCAUCUGUUUACCGGCUGUGUGUAUUUGUUUAAUAAUGUUUACUAAAAAUCAGUGACUUCUGCAUUCCUUCGAACCUUGUAAUUACUUGGCCAAAAAUCUCCAUUGUUAUUUCAGUGUUUUCUACUUCGUAUUUGAUGAUAUUUUUGUAAGGAAUGCAAAGAGUGCAACAGCCAUGUUUUGUCUAGUGGUUGAUUUAAAACCAGUCUGUAUAAAUUGAGACACCUUGACAUUGCUGCUGUGAUACAUGGGAGACGCCAGAAUUCAGUAAUCAUGCAUUGUCACAGCAUUGUGUUCAGACUAUUGGUAGUGAAACUCAACGGUGUGUUGAUUUUCUUUUUUUUUAAGGUGAUCUGGAUUUUUUAAUGCACAGACCUUUAGUGUUGCCGUCAGUUCAUAUUUACAGCUCUGUCAUGAUUGGUAUCAGUACAUGUAUAAGGUAGUUAAUAUUUUCUUGGUAAAAGCAAGGCUUUGAUGAGACAUUAAACCACAAUGUGCAUAAUUAGUAUUAGUAGACAUCAAACGUGUUAAUGUUAGAGUGCAUUUACCCCUUCAUAAGAAAGUAUGUUUAUGUAUGCGGUCACAACCUACUCCUAUUUGAUGUCUCUAGGACACAAAUUAUGGUUUCCAUUAUAGACAAAAUUCUACAAUAAAUAUUGCAAUAACAAGAAAAAUCAUGUGCACAGUACAAAGGCUAUCUCAUCCAUUACUCUGACUUUCGCUAUCAGUAGUUCUUGAUGCCUCUGACAUGUUUGAUGAAGUAAUCUGAGAUGUCCAAACCAUUAGACUCCAGCACCUCUCCAAGCCUACUUAUUGUAACACAUUUCACAAACUCUGUGUGUUCUGUCACAAGUAUUCAAAGAUGCAUAUUAAAAGAGAAACAGAGGCUGUUAAACUGCUUCUUCUAAAGCUUUUUCCACUUUCAUGUGGGGACACAAUAUUGGACCAGCCUCCUCCACUCUCAUCUGUUGUACACUUCCUUGCCUGACACCCCUUUAUCCCUUACAUUCCCCCUUUCACUCAGUCUGUCUACUUUCUCUUUGGCUGUCAUCUUCUCCUCCGUCCUGAUACCUCCAUGUUCACGAUUCCUCUCCGCAAAUUGUUUACCUCUGUUUUCAUGAAAUUCCUACACGAAUUUAACCUUCUUUCCUGUAUUUUGUUAAAGAUUUCCCCAACUUUAGCUGUACCUCUUUUUCUCUCAUUCCUGAUCUUAUCAGACUUUGUUACUCCACACAUCCAUCUCAACAGCCUAAUUUCUGUAGUUUGCAGUUUCCUUUCAUGCACAUUUUUAAAUGCCCAGAUUUCUGAUUCAUACAUCAAUACUGGUCUAAUUACUGUUUUAUAAACUUUAAACAAACAUGUUUUUAAAUUUUGUUCCUAGGGUUACCAUUGUCAUAUGUGCAGAGUACAGUGAAAUUCUUACUUGCAUGUGCUAAUUAAGAUGCAACAGUGAAUUUAACAAUAUUAACUGAAAAGUUCUGUUCAUGUAUUACUCCAGCACUGAAAUAGACCUUUUGACUUAAGUAAUUUUAUAUUUCUUCUUUAGCAGCAGCCUUUUGUUGUUACCUCCUGUUCCACAGUUUGUCCUUUGGUCUUGCACAGGAGCACAAACCUGGUACCUUUACUCAUCCAUACGCUUCAAUAAGGCUCAUCCAUGCGCUUGAAUAAGGCUCAUAAGCUGACAGGUUGUCUCUGACUUUAUUUUACAUCUUGAAAAUAAAAUAGGUCAAAAUAAUGAGUAUGUAAAUGAGCAAAACAAAAACAAAAGGGGGCUUGCUAAACUGAAAAUGGCAAGGCGUUUAUUUUCUGUAACUAACUGUUAUCAGUUUUUCAGUAUUUAAGAGCAAAGAUGGUAGUAGUUUUGGAGCCAGCAAAGUAAAAACCUUAGCUAGAGGGCAAAGUGGAGUGUCUAAUUUACCAGUUAUGCAAAAUAUGUAAUCUCAUUUUAGAAUAAAAAGUAAGCACGUUGUAGGGCCAAACACAAAUUGUGAAACAUGAUUUUGCCUACCAUUUGUAUGUGCUUUGUUUUUUUAUUUGAAAAAUGUCAAGAUGGACUCCUAUCAAGUUAUUUAUCCUAUUUUGUUUUAUUAUUAAUAUACACUACCAGUCCAAAGUUUACACACAUCCAGAAGUUUUCAUAUUUUUCUUAGAAAUGUAUACCUUUUCUAUCAAGAUACCAUUAAAUUGAUUUAAAAAUUAUAGCCAAUACAUUACUAGUGUUUCUAAUGGCUAUUACUGCUUGAAGUGACUAAUUUUUUUUUUUUUUUUUUUGAAUUCACAUAUGACAGUAAAGCCACAUUUUCAGUAGCCAUUCCUUUAGUGUGCUAAUAGUAAAUUCCCUUAGCACAUCCUUAAGUAGCCAUACUUAAUUGCCAAUUGGUUACUAGAAAAACCCUUUUAAUUGCAGAGCACUCCUGAAUCCAGUUACUCUGUUGACACCUUUCUUAAGAAGGCUGUUACAUCUUGCCAUUUUUUAACCUAGAACUGAACUUUAGGAAUGCCAGUACCUUGCAACCGAAGUGAACAAAAUAAAACGUUUUAACACUGCUAAUGCAGUUACAAACUUUUCUCUAAUAACUAAUCAGUCUUUAUACAUGACAAAUUAAGGAUAACAUAAGGGAGUUGACUAGUAGGACCCUGAAUGAAUGACUGCUGAAAAUGGGGCUCUUCAGCAAUAUGUGAAUAAUAAAUUAAGAAAGCAGUAAUUUCAAGCAAUAAUACCCAUUAGCAACACUAGUAAUGUCUUGGUUGUAUUUGUGGAUCAAUUUACUGGUAUCUUGAUAAAAAAAUACAAUUUCUACCAAGAACAUGAGCAUUUCUGGCUGCAUCCAGACUGUUGACUGGCAGUGUAUGUAGUUGUUUUUUUUAUUUUAUUUUUUUAAUAAUGAAUAUAAGCUUUUUAGGCUCCUUCAGUGAUGUAUUCAGAUCACUUGAUUCUGGGCUGUCUGACAAUUUCUUUAAGGUACUGGUUAUUCAAGUAGUCUGCAAGGUGACAGACAUUAUGCUAUUAUCAAAACCAUUUGACAACUCUGUAAGGCAGUUUUUCCUGCUGUGUGUACAAAUACUUUUUUUCACCCACAUUUUGACAACCUUAAAAAAUGUAUCUGGAUGAAAGAUUAGGCCAGCAGUGCUUUUAGCUAACCAAGCAAGCUGGAUGUAGUGAAUGGUCUCUUCUCUUUUGUUAACUUCUUAUAUUAAUGCUGUAGUUCUAGCCACCAUAGUGAUGCACUACCUGAAAUAUGAAUGACACUUCCAGUGGCACAUGAAUGAUUCUAUAUUGAAAAUAAUGUAUCUGAGUUGUGAUUUCUACAAAAGUAAUUAAACCUGCAGUUUGGCUGCCUUGUGGAUCCAGCAUCCUGGGUUCAAACCUCACGCCUGGAUAUCAAUUAUGUGGAGACUGCACGUUCACCUCGUGUUUGCAUGGGUUUUCUUCCUGCAUCCCUAAAAAUAUGCGUAUUGGGUUAACUGUAGAUUCCAGAUUGGCCGUGUAUGGUGCGGUUAUGUGUUUGAGUGGGCCUUUCUGUGGACGUUGGUGCUCAUGACCCUGAAUUAAAUGAAGUGGGUUGAAGAAUGUUAUGUUAUUUAAACAUGGUAUUUUCAUUAUAAUUUUUAUAUUCAUUUGUGUAUAUAUUGUUACAACAUUUAAGUUUUACAGUUUUGAUAGAUAUUACAUUCUUUUAUCAGUGAGUUAUCAAGGUAAUUAUGAUUAAUUUGAAUUGUGUGUGAUAAUUGUAUUUUUGUAUUAUUCAUUAAUAAGGUGUAAGAUACAAAGUUUUAUGGCAUUAUUUUAUUAUUGAAUUAGGGCAUGAGAUGUUCUUGACAUUCUCAGUAUUUACUGUGGCAUGUACUGUAUGACACUUUAUCAUUUGUAACUUUAGGUGGCCUUUUUCUAAUUUCAUGUUUUCAUGAACAAGAUUGUAUGACUAGUUCAACCCUGAAAACAGGUCCAGGCAGCUUGUGCUGCCUAAACUUCAUGUGAUGAUGCCAGAAGAAAGGAGUGAAUGGGAUGAAUGGACAGUCUGGGUGUGAGUAGUGAGUCUUCUCUUCACUGGAGAUCAGAUUCUUGAAAGUGUUGUGUGUCUGGAAUUCUUCUUGUAAAAUGCAUUUCUGCAAGAGUAGAAUUUAGUGUUUUUAAGUCAAAAUGUCAUAAUGGUGAAGAGGACUAUGUCAGAUUCUCCAUAUCUUGAUAAUGUAUUCCUGAUCUCAGGGUUGGACUGACAAGAAGACUUUAUGUAAUAUGUUGCAGACAAGGUAUAAAUAUUUUUAAAUUAUUGGUAAAUGGCAUGUUUCGUAUAUAAUAUGUGAAUUUGUACUAUUUGAAUAUUUUAAAAUAUGGAAAUUAAAAUGUAUAUUUUAAAAUCUUAAAA
Molecule: messenger RNA, 6590 nt
Organism: Erpetoichthys calabaricus (reedfish)
Lineage: Eukaryota; Metazoa; Chordata; Cladistia; Polypteriformes; Polypteridae
Product: coiled-coil domain-containing protein 177
Exons: 1
Coding region: 340-2103 (587 amino acids)
Source: RefSeq, a predicted model, not a curated record